AUGUCCAGAGCUGGAACCAAGGUCACCUUCUAUGAAGACAAGAAUUUCCUAGGCCGUUGCUACGAGUGCGACAGCGACUCCGAUUUUCACACCUACCUGAGCCGCUGCAACUCCAUCCGUGUGGAUGGGGGCACCUGGGUGGCCUAUGAGAGGCCCAACUUUUCCGGGAACAUGUACGUUCUGAAGCACGGGGAGUAUCCUGACUACCACCACUGGAUGGGCCUCAACGACCGCCUCGGCUCCUGCAAAGCCGUCCAGAUACCAAGUGGAGGCCAGGGCCACAUCCAGGUAUUUGAGAAGGGAGAUUUUGGCGGGCAGAUGUUCGAAGCCACCGAAGACUGCCCUUCCGUCAUGGAGGAGUGCCACAUGCGUGAGGUCCACGCGUGCAGAGUGCUGGAGGGCGUCUGGGUUUUCUACGAGCAUCCCAACUACCGGGGCCGGCAGUACCUGCUGCCCAAGGGGGAAUACCGCAAACCCGUGGAGUGGGGAGCGGCGAGCCCCGCUGUCCAGUCCUUCCGCAGCAUCGCCGAGUGA
Molecule: messenger RNA, 534 nt
Organism: Gymnogyps californianus (California condor)
Lineage: Eukaryota; Metazoa; Chordata; Aves; Accipitriformes; Cathartidae
Gene: CRYGS
Product: crystallin gamma S
Biological process (GO): visual perception; lens development in camera-type eye
Molecular function (GO): structural constituent of eye lens
Source: RefSeq, a predicted model, not a curated record